GCAGAACGUGGUGAAUUAAAGCACCUGAUAGGCGGUGAAGUCGAAAUCCUCAUGAGAUCCCACUGUCGCCUUUGAUCUGAAUUUUCGCGCCGACCAACUCCAAAACAACACCACCACCACCAUACCACCAACCACACGCGCAAACCGACCACACUAGCAGACCAGAACCAGAGACAAAAUGGCCGAUUCAGCACCAUCCGCAGAGCGCGCUCAACAGCAUGCAAUGGAUCUCAAGGAUCCUGAUUGCUGGAAGACGUUUGGAGGGGGUAUUGCGCCGAUCUUCGCCAUCCCAGUUGAAGCGCAUGUGGUCAGAUUCAACAAUUUGCAUCUUCUUGAUGCUUUCUCUUUGAGUCUAACUUGGUAUGAUUAUGAAAUUUCACACCUUUUUAUGCCAUUGUGAAAGGAAUAAGAGCUAACACUGAUUUAGCACCUACCUAUACGCCCUGUCUCCUACCCGCUUUAUCGCCAUCCGUCGCGCUCGGCAUUAUAUAAACACUCGUUCAGCCAAUGACGCCCCUAUAAUUCCUCUCAGCCUUGGUGUACCAGACUCAGCGUUCCCCUUGGUAAAGGGGUGUACCCUUUGUCUUCCUGCCUUAUAUUACCCAUGUCAUUGCGAACUACAUUUCCACAUCGAAAAGUUCAUGCCGGCGCAUUUGAAAUACUGCAAUUCUUGUAGGAUGUUUACCUUGAACUACGAAGAGUCACAACGUCGUCUUCGCUUAGAGAGACGGAGCGGAAACCAGAGACGGAGCCGACCAGCGGGACGUGGUGUUUUGUUCAAUUGGGUUCCAGAGCUUUACUAUGAUGAACAUGAUGAACAACCGAGUGCUGUACCUACUCCUGGACCUGAUCCUGAUGUUCAAAUGGAAGGAAUUGAGGACGAGGAGGAAAGUCUGCCAUCAACUGCGUUUCCAUCAACUGCGUUUCCAUCAACUGCUCAAUCAGCCGCUGAACCUGGUCCUGAUCCUUCAGUUGAAGAAAGAGAUGAGGAGGAGAGUCUGUCAUCAACUGCAUCUCCACACUCACUACACUCAGAAAAUGAAAGACUACGUCUUGAAGUAAGACACCUACGCGAACAAAUACGAAUUCAGGACCAGCACAUGGAUCAAUUGAACGAAUUCGCCACUAUAUUACAACAACCAGCACAUCAAAGGCUGUUUUCAAAUCUACCGCUGAACAACCCACAGCAGGAUUUCACCGUUGUACACUCAGGUAUCUAAUUACCACCAAUUCCAGGAAACCCGCCAGUCAACCCAAACACACUAGGACAGAUGGACAUAGACGAAGACAGAACUACAUUCAUAAUGACAGACGGAGGUCUACAAGGACAACUACUACCUCGUCUCAAUAUUGAAUUUCCAUUUCUAGCUGUGCGUCCUGAACCAGAACAAUGGAACUCCAGCCUGCAUGGCAGCAGCAGGUGGAUUCGGAUCCUAGAAGAUACAAAUCCAAGAAGAGGAGAUGAACUAUGUGGUAGAUGUAAUAUACCAUAUAGCCUUGCGAAUGAUUGCGGUCGGCAACAUAUAGUGCCACGUCAGCCAGGCCAGAGAGAUCGUGUGAGGAGGUGGUAUAACGGGAGCCGGUUGAAUCAGUAUGGUCGCACGGUAUAUGAGAGUGAGGGUCCUACAACAGAUGGAGAUUCAUACAAUGUGAUGUGACGGGGGAAGUGUAAAACUGAUUUGCAUUGGUAUAUUUGGAUUGCCUUGGGAGUCGAAAGACUGUUGAAUAGUGCAUAGUGUUGGAAGCGUUGGGGGUGUUUGGGGAGAACUGUGUGAGAUGCUUGGGGAUUUCUGAUAGGAGGGCUUGAUGUAUGCACUUUCUGACACCAGUUCGUUCUCCUUUGAGGCACAGAGUUGAAGAGUCUUCAUGAAGGCAGAAGGCAGAAAGCAGGUAUACUUGAAGGCCAUACGGCUGGUUGUGCUUGAGAAGCAGCAUUGAAAUAUGUAUAGAGAAUACCAUCCAGACAAAAGAAAAGAAGAGAAACAAUGUAGAGUCAUACCAGC
This is a messenger RNA of Hymenoscyphus albidus, 2003 nucleotides long. The record is from the annotation of a GenBank genome assembly. NCBI's taxonomy places the organism in Eukaryota, Fungi, Ascomycota, Leotiomycetes, Helotiales, Helotiaceae.